Messenger RNA from Bipolaris sorokiniana ND90Pr, 488 nucleotides. RefSeq lists its product as uncharacterized. Lineage: Eukaryota; Fungi; Ascomycota; Dothideomycetes; Pleosporales; Pleosporaceae. Gene Ontology annotation, molecular function: structural constituent of ribosome. The transcript has 2 exons. Gene Ontology annotation, cellular component: ribosome; mitochondrial small ribosomal subunit. The coding region runs from base 120 to 488 and encodes 122 amino acids. The record is from RefSeq and is a predicted model, not a curated record. Gene Ontology annotation, biological process: mitochondrial translation.
CACCGGCAGAUCUUCGGGCUCCGCCCCAAAAAGAUCCCCAAACCACCACCAUUACAUCCAUCCUGCCAAACACCCGUCCGGUCGCAACAGCGUCCUCACAUACACACGCCGCUAAAACAAUGGUAUUAAGAAUACGCCUCGCGCGCUUCGGCAAGAAGCACGCACCCUUCUACAACAUCGUAGUCGCACACGCCCGCACAGCACGCAACUCGCGCCCCCUCGAAGUCCUCGGGACCUACGACCCGAAACCCCAACCGCCCCGCCCCGGCGACACGCACGGCCGGCCCUGGAAAGACAUCAAGCUGGAUAUAGCGCGGGCGCGGUACUGGGUCGGUGUGGGCGCGCAGCCAAGCGAUACGGCGUGGAGGAUACUGAGCAUGGUGGGGAUUCUGGAGCCGCAGUACCGGGUGGGACAGGUGCAGGGACAGGUGAUUAAGGCGGAUUCGGCGUUUAAGAGUUUGGUGCCUGAGAAGAAGGCGGAGGCGUAG